This is a messenger RNA of Scophthalmus maximus (turbot), 1529 nucleotides long. It is a transcript of the gene yju2b, whose product is annotated as YJU2 splicing factor homolog B. The coding region runs from base 175 to 1338 and encodes 387 amino acids. The transcript has 10 exons. Lineage: Eukaryota; Metazoa; Chordata; Actinopteri; Pleuronectiformes; Scophthalmidae. Gene Ontology annotation, cellular component: post-mRNA release spliceosomal complex; U2-type spliceosomal complex. The record is from RefSeq and is a predicted model, not a curated record. Gene Ontology annotation, biological process: mRNA splicing, via spliceosome.
GCUUCUGUCCGACACCCGCACUUCCUACGGCGUGACGCCACUUCCGCAGUCGGGGGGCUACGUCAUCAUUACGCGUCGGCCCCUGGUGUUUUGCUCUGCUAGCUUGUUUGCUGCAGCUACGACAGCGUUUAAGCGUGAAUCCGUUUCUCCUGGUGCGGACACUCAGGCGUCACCAUGGGUGAGAGGAAAGGAACCAACAAAUACUACCCUCCAGACUUUGACCCGGCCAAGCAUGGGUCACUCAACGGCUACCACAACACCCACGCUCUCAGGGAGAGGGCCAGGAAACUGUCUCAGGGCAUCCUCAUCAUCAGGUUUGAGAUGCCCUACAACAUCUGGUGUGAUGGCUGCAAAAAUCACGUUGGCAUGGGGGUCCGUUACAACGCCGAGAAGAAGAAAGUGGGGAACUACUACACCACGCCAAUCUACAGGUUUAGGAUGAAGUGCCACCUGUGCGUCAACUACAUUGAGAUGCAGACGGAUCCGGCAACUUGCGACUACGUGAUCGUGAGCGGGGCGAACAGGAAGGAGGAGCGCUGGGACAUGGCUGAGAACGAGCAGAUCCUCACCACAGAGCGGACGGAGAAGGAGAAGCUGGAGACCGACGCCAUGUUCAAGCUGGACCACGGUGGGAAAGACAAGGAGAAGCUGAGGAAGGCUCUGCCCUCUCUCUCGGAGAUCCAGGACUCCCAGUCAGGCUGGAAGGACGACUUCCAGCUCAACAGCACUCUCCGCAGGAAGUUCAGAACGGAGAAGAAGGUUCUGACGGAGCAGGAGGAGAAGGAUGACGCAGUGAGGACGAGGACGAACCUGUCCAUCCGCCUGCUGCCGGAGAAGGAGGAGGACAAGAAACUGGCAGCGCUCCUCACGUACCAGGCCCCUGACUCCUACGACGACAGGCAGCACAGCAAGAGGAAAGAGAUCUCCUCUCGGUCGUGGUUCCGCUCCCCCGCCGCCACUGCCACACCAGGAAGCGCCGCCGGCGGUCUGCUGCACAAACUGGGCCUGCAGGGGAAAGAAGCAGCGGUGGCCAAAGCCCUCAGCUCCUCGCACAGCCCGCUGAUCCGCAGACGCUCCGGACCCUGCGCCACCGUCGGCCGCAGGAAGUCGGACCCCGGAGUCGGCACGUGCGCUGCAGAGUUUUCAAAGGUUCCGAAUGUAGUUGUUGGACCCACAGGGGCCGGUGAGGAAGCAGCAGAGACGAACAAUAACAGUAAGGAAGUGGACGAAGCGCUGAUGAAGGACUGUGAGAGAGAGGAGCAGCAGGACAGAGGCCGAGGAGCAGUCCCGUCCCUGGUGGCCGACUACAGCGACUCGGACUCGGACCCCGGACAAUGAGUCACGACGGAGACACAUGGCGUCACUUUCUGAGGACAAAACUUUAAACGGGAGAUGCUUUUUUUUCUUUUUUAAGGCCUGUAAACUGCAGUGUCAAAAAUAUUUGGUGUUAUUCAUUUUUUUGUUGUUGCCAAAUCUGAGAAACCUUGUUGUUUAAUGUAAUGUUAAUUAAAUAUAGAGAUGCUUUUGAA